This is a messenger RNA of Bactrocera dorsalis (oriental fruit fly), 1690 nucleotides long. Its product is annotated as serine protease persephone. The coding region runs from base 365 to 1495 and encodes 376 amino acids. The transcript has 7 exons. Lineage: Eukaryota; Metazoa; Arthropoda; Insecta; Diptera; Tephritidae. Gene Ontology annotation, molecular function: serine-type endopeptidase activity. The record is from RefSeq and is a predicted model, not a curated record. Gene Ontology annotation, biological process: proteolysis.
UUGGUGCAGCUCAGCUCGCAAGCCAGUGCUCGCUUAGCUGUGGCGUGUUGCUGAACACCGCAUAUUAAAAGUUGAACUAGAAUGUUGUUUUUGAAAAAACUCCAUUACUCUAAUUAUAACUAAAAAAAAAUAAUAAAAAGAAAUAUAUUUUUUACCACGCGAUCAAAUCACUGCGGUUGAAAGAUUCGUUCACGGUUCAAUGACUUAAUACCACCUGUAUCGCGUGCCGCUGCCAUAACAUAUAUAUUGUACAUACAUACUUCCAGCCAGUUUAAGCGAUAAAACUGCACCGCAACGCUUAGAGGCCGCUCAGUAAGAAUAUUGUGCAAACUGAUUUAAAUUGUUAAUCAUAUGAAAAUCGGAAAUGCAUUUCAAACAUUCUAAAUCACGACCAAGUGAACAUUACAAGAUGCUGCUGCUGCUGUGGAGCGUAUUUGCCGCCCUGCUUGGAUUGACCACAGCUCAAAUGGAGGUAGGUGAUCAAUGUCAGAAUACAAAUUAUAGAGGUAUCUGCACUGAGGCAAGCAGAUGUACGGAUCUGCCGUAUGCUAUGGCUCAGCUGAGCCUGAAAAGACGUGAUAUAAGCCGAUGUGGAUUCACAAUAUUCGAGGAAAUUAUCUGUUGUCCAUCCCUUUCCGUUCCCACAACAACCAUAAAAACACGAUCCGAUGAUCGUCCAGCUGUAAAAGCCUGCAUUGAAAUCGAUGAACAAUUGCAGCCGCUGCUUACACCACACAUUCUAGGCGGUACACCGGUAGAAUUAGGUGAAUAUCCACAUAUGGUGGCCAUUGGACUGACUGACACAGAUGGUGCUGUGGAAUAUAAUUGCGGUGGUACUUUGAUUGGAAAGCGCUAUGUUUUAACUGCGGCCCAUUGUUUAGUCACGCGACAAAUACCGGUUAUGGUGCGUAUGGGUGUGGUGAAUUUCACGGAUACCGAACAAAUGAAGGCGGCGGUUGAAAUCAAAAUUAAGAAAGUUCACAUACAUCCGGACUACACGAGCGCUAAUGUUUAUAACGAUGUGGGCUUGCUGGAAUUGGAGGACGAAGUUACUUAUAGCAACAAUGUAUUCCCGACAUGCCUUUACACCGAUCCAGAUGAUCCGCCAGCCAAUUCUCCGCUCUUUGUUACCGGCUGGGGUGUCAUCAAUAGAAGCACGCGUGAAAAAUCGAAUGUUUUAUUGAAGGCCCGUCAGACGAUCGUUGACAACUCGAAAUGUAAUGAAAGCUACGUAGACAACGGCUUGACGCGUCGUAAUAGAGAGGGUAUCAUCGCCAGUCAGUUGUGCGCACAUGACCCGGGUCUAACAAAGGAUGCAUGUCAGGGUGACUCGGGCGGUCCGUUGAAUUUGGUGGUCGACGAGGCUUUGAAUAAAUACCGUGUAGUUGGUGUAAUUUCAGCUGGCUUCAGUUGUGGCAGUUCCACUCCUGGUCUGUACAGUCGUGUGUCUUCCUUUUUGGACUGGAUCGAGAGCAUCGUUUGGCCCAGUGGAUAGACUUGCCGUUAUUUUACGCUUUAUCUUCGCGGAAGUGAUAAUUCUGAAACAUGAAACCACCAUAUUGCCAUACUUUCUCUAAAACGAGUUUAGGGGAAAAUAAUUAAAUUAAGUAAUGCUUGAAUUAAUAUUAUACUAUUUAUGGGCCCAAAGUAAUAAUUUUAAUAAAGAAACACAAAAUUCAGUUAUCCAAAA